This is a messenger RNA of Aspergillus heteromorphus CBS 117.55, 1549 nucleotides long. RefSeq lists its product as uncharacterized. The transcript has 4 exons. The record is from RefSeq and is a predicted model, not a curated record. Gene Ontology annotation, biological process: late endosome to vacuole transport via multivesicular body sorting pathway. NCBI's taxonomy places the organism in Eukaryota, Fungi, Ascomycota, Eurotiomycetes, Eurotiales, Aspergillaceae. Bases 87 to 1322 code for a protein of 411 amino acids. Gene Ontology annotation, cellular component: multivesicular body.
CGCGCAUCCUCUCCUGCAACCCAACCAUUGCCCUGCGCAGCUCAUCCCCCUCCCGCCGGACCUGACCGUCCCACCCAAUCUCCCCCAUGGCGAGUAACAUCCCGGCUAGCCUGCGAUCUGCAGACAUUGGGCGAUAUGCCCUGAGGGCAGCUCAGCUGGAACGCGUCAAGCCUGUCAUUUCUUAUUGGUGUAACUUCUGGAUUGUGAACCAAAUUAUCGAGCGUGGCCUACACACUUCCGACGACGAGGUCAAGCUAUACACAACGGACCUGGUGGACAAACUGGAAGAGUUCAAGAGCCAGAAUGCAGACAACGAUGCCGUGAUGGAUGCGGUGGCGGCCAAUGCCUACGUGGAACAGUUUGGGCUGGAGAUCUUGGGCAAGGCGGAGGCGACCAUGAAGGCCGACAAGGUGACGAAGCAGACAGCAGAUACAUUCCAGGCCGCAGCGACGUUUCUCGAACUGUGUCAGAUUUGGAACCCCCUGGAACCUGAGAUUGCGGCGAAGAUCAAAUUCUCCAAGUAUCAUGCGGUGCGAAUUAUCAAGGCCAUCAAGGCCGGAGAAGAUCCCAACGCGUCCAACCCGGUGACUGCGGAGGAUGAGGACGAGGAAGGAGGCAUAGAAACAAGCCAGGACGACCCGGAAGUGCAGGCCAUUGUCGGACCGUCCGCUGCGCAGCCAAAGCAACCGUCGGUCGAAGAGAUCCCCGACGAGGCUUUACAGCCAUCGCAAUCACCCCCUCUGCUGCCGGAGCCUCCAACUGCUCUAUCCGACGCCCCCGCUGCGCGAUACAGCUCAGAACCAACUUCCCCGAACGAGGAGGGCGAUUCACCGCUGAAUCUUCCCUCCGCGCCGAAUACGUUCGCUUCUUCCUCGUCUACCUCCGUGCCCAACUUCCCCGACACGCCGGCCGACAUUGGCGCAAAGCCUGCCGAGGAGCGCUCUGAUUCAUUCCACUCUUUCCCUCCCCCGUCUUCAAUCCCGCCUCCCAGUCCGUCCGUGGCCUCUCAUGACGCAGGCUUCUUCUACAGCAAACCUACCGCCAGCCCCGCGCUCCCUCCCCCUCCCUUCGUACAGUCUCCCUCAACGACAGUCCCUGUGGUCACCCGCCCAACACCGCCAAGUAUCCCGUCGCCCAUACCACCCGCGCCUGCUCCUGUCCCUUCAAGGUCCAGCCAGGCCAAGUCGCAGCCAGUCGACGACCAGACCAUCGCUCUUGCUCAGAAACACGCGCGCUGGGCCGUCUCGGCAUUGACGUUCGAUGACGUCGACACGGCGAUCAAAGAACUCAGGAAUUCCCUCAAGUGUCUUGGUGCUGAGUGAUGGCCGUAUGAAUAUGAAGAUGAAUGAACAGUGUGGGUGUGGGUGUGGCUUCUCGUGUCUGAGGUCGGUUCUUGCUCUUGCGGACGGAGAGAGGACCUUCUUAAUAUUUGUAUGUAAGCGUGCUGGAGCUGUGCCCUCCGGGCCGGGCUGGGCCGGGCUGGGCUUGACUGAUGUCAGGCUCGACCUGUUGCUCAGACUGAUAGUUAGCUAUAAUGACUAUGAAUCAU